Rana temporaria (common frog) is the source of this 2000-nucleotide messenger RNA. It is a transcript of the gene GPATCH3, whose product is annotated as G-patch domain containing 3. Gene Ontology annotation, molecular function: nucleic acid binding. Bases 41 to 1501 code for a protein of 486 amino acids. NCBI's taxonomy places the organism in Eukaryota, Metazoa, Chordata, Amphibia, Anura, Ranidae. Gene Ontology annotation, biological process: negative regulation of type I interferon production; negative regulation of RIG-I signaling pathway; positive regulation of DNA-templated transcription. The transcript is spliced from 6 exons. The record is from RefSeq and is a predicted model, not a curated record.
CUGCAACAGAACCAAAAAAUGACCACGCCUUCUCAGUAAGAUGGCAGAACGUCCAGUGACCAUGGAGUUGGCUUCCGCAAGCAAGAUGUCGGGCGGUCAGGUGACUUCCGCCAGCAGUUCCUGGAAGAUGGAGGCGCCCAGUUGUCCGGUGGUGUUUGUUGUCAGUGGGGUUCCCCGGAGUUUUCGAUCAGCCCAGCUCCGCCAUUACUUCAGCCAGUUCACGGAGAGUGAUGGCUUUGUCUGCUUCCAUUACCGGCAUCGCCCGGAGCGGAGGGGCCCGGACGGUAAACCUGUCACUUUCUGCUGCCCGGUGACGGUGAAGCCGGAGAGAGCGCACAGUUUCCGUUCCAUGUAUCAUGGCAAACCCUGGCUAGAUAAAGAGGGCAAUCAGGUGGCCGGGAAGUGCCUGAUCUACAAGGUGCGGUCAGCUCCAGAAGGAGACUUGCAAAACUUCCCAUACAAGACACGUCGUGAAGCACGUCUUGAAGCCCAGAAACAUACUCCUGAUGAGGAAAAACAAGUAACUUCAAAAGAGUUACUUAGGAUGUCUGAGUUCAACCCUCCAGGACUGAUGGCUCAGGGAAAUGUUGGAACACCAAUAUCCACAUUUUUACAAUUAAUAAGGUCUUGUCGCUUACCACCUAAACUUAUACCUCGAUUGGGUCUACAGUUCCGUCGCUCAAGACGACGCUAUGGAAACGUACAGUAUGACUAUGUAGGAACAGAGAUUGCGAAGCAAGAAGAAGGUGUAUAUACAGCUACUGGACAUGAGAUAGCAGAAGGGGGAAGUAUAGGAUCUAAAGUGCUCAAAGAUGAGGAAGACAUUGUGGAGGAGUCACAGUCUGAUGAUGAUAACGACACAUGUGAGGAAUGGGAACGUCAUGAAGCUUUACACGAGGAUGUCACGUCACAGGAGCGUUGCAAGGAACGCUUGUUUGAGGAGGAAAUUGAACUGAAAUGGGAGAAGGGUGGAUCGGGACUGGUGUUCUACACAGAUGCUCAAUUUUGGCAAGAGCAAGAAGGGGAUUUUGAUGAACAAACUGCUGAUGAUUGGGAUGUAGAUAUGAGUGAAUAUUAUGAACCUGGUGCUGGAGAUAAGGAUGCCAAAGAUUAUGUAAAGAUGCGGUUAGAAUGUAGAAGGCGAGAUGGACUGGAUGACGCAAAAGAGAAAAAAAAUGGGCUUGGCUGUUUUGAGCGGCAUACAAAGGGAUUUGGGCGAAGGGUAUUAGAGCGUCAUGGCUGGAUGGAUGGAACAGGACUUGGUGCUAGGGGUUUAGGAAUACCAGAGGCUUUGGAGAAUGAAGGACAGAAUCCAAGAUGCAAGCGUGGCUUCGGGUAUCAUGGAGAAAAACUAUCCACAUUCAACUCGGCACCAAAAAAAACAAAGUAUUUUAUUUCCACAAUUUAUGAUAAACCAAAAGAAGAGGAUACUGGAGACUCACUGCUGCGACGUAUGCCCUCAACUUCUAUGAAGUAUCGUAAUGUACAGAUGAACAAUUAGAAAAAUUCCUUGACUUUGAGUGUCUGGAACUUCAUUCACAAUGAUUGCUGAUUUGAGAACAUUUGCUUUUUAUAUGGUUCCAAAGAUAUCCUGCAGAGCCUCUGGGCAUGAACCUGAGUCUUGUAAGUGCAUCUUGGAUUUCAGAAGCAGCACUCUGGAUUUUUGCACAAGCAUUGCAGUAAUUUGUGUGACUAUUUUAUAUAUUUUUAUAUAAAGUAUUUUAUUUACUAUUGAUAACAUUAUAUUAAUGUUUUGUAUUGAUUUUUGUAUAUUUAUUAAAAUGUUAACCACUUGCUGAUCCGCUCACAGUAAAUAUACUGCGAGCAGGUGCAGGCUCAGCAAUGUACCUGUAGUGUGCACCCCCCUGCUGACCGAUGCUGUGAUUGGCUACAGUACAAGUUUGUCAGCUGAUUUCAGCCAAUGAAAGCGAUUCACACCAGACAUCCCAAGAAUAUUGCUGAACUGAAACAGUUCUGUCACAGGAAUGGUCAAGAAUUAC